Punctularia strigosozonata HHB-11173 SS5 is the source of this 2211-nucleotide messenger RNA. RefSeq lists its product as uncharacterized. Gene Ontology annotation, cellular component: nucleus. Bases 1 to 2211 code for a protein of 736 amino acids. Lineage: Eukaryota; Fungi; Basidiomycota; Agaricomycetes; Corticiales; Punctulariaceae. The transcript is spliced from 18 exons. Gene Ontology annotation, biological process: synaptonemal complex assembly; meiotic recombination checkpoint signaling. The record is from RefSeq and is a predicted model, not a curated record.
AUGUUCACUCUCGCCCGCGGGCAUACAAAUGAAGGCGAUCAGCUUAUUGACUUUAUGGAGAAUGGGGUUUUCGACGCGCUCGAGAAGUGUUACCUUCGCACGCUCACAAUCGCUAUAUACCUAGACGAUACCGAUCCGAACAACAUCGUCGAAUCAUACACUUUUAAGUUCGAGAAACUCAAAGUCGAUGAUCGUCAAGGGAAUUCCGUAGCGCCUGCACCCGAAGGCGCGCCGACCCUCGCAGAGGUUGGAGAGAUGUUGUCGGCGAUCCAAAAGAUGCUCACUUUUCAUAUUGGACUCCUGAAAGGCCUUCCCAGGCGCAAGUUCGCGACUUUCAAACUGGCGUAUUACGAUCACGUUCCCGAGGACUACGAGCCUCCUCAUUUCAGGCGUGGUGAUGAGGAGAAGGAUAGGUUCUUCUUCGCGACGCAUAGCCCGGUCGAAGUGCCAGAGAAAAUCAGCAUCGGCAAGUUCCAAACAUCCUGGCACGAUAUCGAUCUGAAGAUUGCGUCUGUGGCCAGCAUUCUCCCCUCCCCAGAUCCCGUAAACGCUUCACUCGUCAGUACGAUCGCCACCCGCAAAUGCCGUAAGCAGGGGCCAGCGCCUACCCCAGUCGAUGAGAUCGCUCGUCGCGUCCAUGAAAUUGAGCUACAACAGCGCGAUGCCGAAGAGAGACGCAGCAUAUGGGCAGCCGACGAUGACUUGACGGAUCGAGAUGCGGACGGAGAAGACGAUCCUGACUACAACGCGCCAACUCCGAGGGCAUCCCAGAGGCGGGAUACGUUAGCACUACUUGGUAUACGCAAAGACGACGGGACUAUCGAGCCUGUGGUCAUCAAGAAUCCGACAGGAGAGGAGAGUAUGGAUGCAGGCAAGUCUACAGGCGAAGCCCAAUUCAUGGGCGUGUCGGAGAGCGUUCCUCGCGAUGUCGAUUGUUUGAAUAUAAGGAAGGCUGCGCAGUCCUCGAAUAUGGAUGAGACGCAGCCCAUCUUCACUCAAACCGAAAUCGCGGAGUCAAGCAUCACGUCGUUACCUCCUUCCGGAAGUUUAUCUACCUCAGACACGUCUAGCCUUGGCAUCAAUACGCAAAUGUUGCAAAAACUAGUCCCAAGCGAGACGGAAACAGCUGUAGAGCUCGUGGACACGGAGAUGCUUGAUGCUGCGAGCCAAAUAUCUGACACUCUGAUGCAUGGAGAUGAUCUCGACUCCAUUGAAUCCUUCCAUAGCCCGAUGGCACGCAAGGCUGAAAGCGGCAAGAAGCACACACACGAUGGAAGCCAGACGAUCGAUUGCGACUGCGGUGUCAACCGAGAAGAUGCAGAUUGCAUAUUGUGCGAAGGUGAAUGUGGCCGAUGGUACCAUGCUUGGUGUGUGGGAUAUCAUAACGGAAAGGACAGGCGAAUUCCACAAUCGUUCAUCUGCUUCAACUGUCGUAUCCGGACCGACCCCAGAUGGCCCCUGUUGUCAGCUCCCGAAAUCUUGUCCCAGUUAACAGCCGACUACGCUGCGCUGGCUUCGUUCCGGAGGGCUCUCAAGAUCGCGGAAACGCAGAAACCUGACAACUGCGCCUCUUUCACGCGCAAAAAGGGGUGCCUCCCGGCUCUGGCAUCGCAGCUGUGGAACAGGCUCAAAGCAGAGGGUUUCGUCGCUCUGGUUGUCACGGAAAGGGACGAGUCUGGCUUGCUCGAGACCACGACCCUUGUAACUCGUGACGCUUCCAAACGUCGACAGAAAGGCAAGGCCAAACGUGCUAAGGGUCGUCAGGUCGGACACCGCCAGAAGUACGCAUUCGACGUGCGAAGCAAGAACAAGCAAGCAUACAAGGACUACUUUAACCCGGAUAAGAGCGUUGUAGAUCGCCUUCUCGGGAUCAAGGGACUGGCAAGUUGUGCGAUUGCUAGCGCCAAUAUCAGAGAUGACCCUAUCCAGGUUGACCAACGCAAGCAACGCAGCAAUGCCGCUCUUCAACAAUCGUCGUCUGGUGCGACUGUAGGGGACGAUGCUCAGGUUAUUCAGAGGGUCGAGAUGGAUACUCAAGAACACCGGGGCGUCGCACCGAACCGGUACGAAUCGCAGACGCAGGAGGAGUCCCAGCAAGAAAAUAUGACUUCGCCAAUGCGAGGAAUGAAGAGACAGCUUGCGUCGGAUCACGGCGCGACGAAGAAGAAGACAAAAAUAUCGGUCACCUCUGGUGUGGACUUCUCGACGUAA